AUUUACUUCCACCAUCUCCCCCUUUUAAAACCUCCCAUUCCACUGAAAAAAAAAACCCUAUCCCAAUCUACCCUCCCCCCUUCUCUCUCUCUCUCUCUAUCUCUUUAAAUUUCCGCCUUUUCUCGAUUAGCCUAACCUUUUCUCUGCAGACAUCAAACCCUAACCGGAAUCUCCCUUUCGAAGCUCGUUCUCAUCCAGAUUCAGCGAGAAGAAGUAGAAAAAAAUGGGAGAUGCCAAGGAGACUGAAGCUUACGAGGAAGAUCUCCUUGACUACGACGAAGAAGACGAAAGAGCCCCUGAAUCCGUCGCGGCUAAAGUCAACGGCGAGGCCGUCAAAAAGGGAUAUCAUUCAAUCCACAGUUCGGGUUUCAGAGACUUUCUUCUCAAGCCAGAGCUGCUGCGUGCUAUUGUGGAUUCUGGGUUUGAGCAUCCAUCCGAAGUGCAACAUGAAUGCAUUCCACAAGCUAUUUUGGGUAUGGAUGUAAUUUGCCAAGCAAAAUCUGGGAUGGGGAAGACUGCUGUUUUUGUCCUCUCAACUCUGCAACAGAUUGAACCUAUAUCCGGUCAAGUUGCUGCCCUUGUUCUUUGCCAUACAAGGGAGUUAGCAUACCAGAUCUGUCACGAAUUUGAGAGGUUCAGCACAUAUUUGCCUGAUAUCAAGGUGGCUGUUUUUUAUGGAGGUGUCCAUAUUAAAGUUCACAAGGAUCUUCUGAAGAAUGAAUGCCCUCACAUAGUGGUUGGUACACCAGGAAGGAUUCUUGCUUUAGCAAGAGAUAAGGACCUUUCCUUGAGAAACGUGAGGCAUUUUAUACUGGAUGAAUGUGACAAGAUGCUUGAAUCACUUGACAUGAGGAGAGAUGUCCAGGAAAUUUUCAAGAUGACUCCUCAUGAUAAGCAGGUUAUGAUGUUCUCAGCAACUUUAAGCAAGGAGAUCCGCCCAGUGUGCAAAAAGUUUAUGACAGAUGUAAUGUCUCAUGGCAAAGUCUACUGUUUUUCCAUAUUUCAGCUCUUUGCUUCUUGGAAUGGGUCAAUUUUAUCACCCUUAAUUCAAGUCUUCACUUGCUGGAUGUGGCUUAUUACUUAGGGAAAUGCUCUAUUAUAGUUUUCUUUAGUUAGUAUCU
This is a messenger RNA of Cuscuta campestris, 1121 nucleotides long. The record is from the annotation of a GenBank genome assembly. Lineage: Eukaryota; Viridiplantae; Streptophyta; Magnoliopsida; Solanales; Convolvulaceae.